AUGGCCUCGAUCCUAGGCAGCGAGGCGCUCACGCCACGCGUGGUCACCGCCGCGCUUGGCGGGCUGGCCCUGACGACCACGAUCUGGAGCUACAUUCGCGCCUGGUACCGGCUGCGACACGUCCCAGGCCCGGCGCUCGCAUCCGUCUCGUACUACUGGAUCCUCCUGACGACGACGCUGAGCGGCAAGCAGGCGGCGAACCUCGACGCCAUCAACAGGAAGUACGGGCCUCUGGCGCGCAUCGGCCCCAACGACGUCCUCACAAACGACCCCGAGGUGGUCCGGCGCAUCAACGGGGCCAGGUCGACGUACGUGCGGUCCGACUGGUACCGCUCGCUCAAGAUGGACCCGUACCACGACUCGCUCAGCAGCAUCCUCGACACCAAGGAGCACGACAAGCUCAAGGCCAAGCUGUCCUUUGGGUACGGGGGCAAGGAGAACCCGGGCAUCGAGACCGGCGUGGACGAGCAGCUCGUCGCCCUGACGCGGCUGAUCAGGGACAAGUACCUGUCCUCGUCGACGUUGCGGCCCAUGGACUUUGCGAUCAAGAUCCAGUACUUUACGCUUGACGCGCUCACGCAGGUGGCGUACGGCAAGGCGUUUGGCUUCCUCGAGGCGGACGCGGAUCUGCACGACUACAUUGCCUCCACGGCUGGACUGCUGCCGCCGCUACAUGCCGGCGCGGACGUGCCCUGGCUGGGCGACAUCCUCCUGUGGCCGCCGUUGUUGAGCAUGAUGGGGCCGAAGGCGACUGAUGAGAAGGGCUACGGAAAGAUGAUAGCCGCCGCAAGCCGCGUAGUGGCAGAACGAUUUGGCGAGGACGCCAAGGACAGAUUCGACAUGCUGGGUUCGUUUGUCCGCCACGGCGUGCCCCAGCGCGACUGUGAAGCCGAAGUGCAAUUCCAGAUCAUCGCAGGCUCCGACACCACUGCCACCGCCCUGCGCGGGACACUCUUGUCCCUGAUCACCACGCCGACCGCUUACUUUGCCCUCCAGCGCGAGAUCGACGCCGCCGUCGCGGCUGGCCAGCUGUCCUCGCCCAUCGCCACCGCCGAGGAGGGCAAGCAGCUCCCCUACCUCCAGGCCGUCAUCUACGAGGGCCUGCGCAUGCACAUCCCCUUCUCGGGCCUGGCCAUGAAGCAGGGCGACACCAUCGCCGGACACUUCCUCCCGGGAGGCGUGCGGGUGGCCGUCAACUUCCUGGGGGUGCAGCGGAGCAAGGAGGUCUUUGGGGAGGACGUGGACAUCUUCCGGCCAGAGCGCUGGCUGGGUCUGGGUGCCGAGCAGACCGUGGCCUGGAGGAACCACGUCGAGCUGGUGUUUGGCUCUGGGAGGUGGGGUUGCAGCGGGAGGAACCUGGCCUUCAUGGAGCUGAACAAGGUUUAUAUCCAGCUGCUUCGCAACUUCGAUUUCACCCUUAUCAAUCCGCGAAAGCCAAUGACUUCGAGCAAUUUUGGGAUCUUUGUCGAGAAGGAUAUGUGGGUGCGCGUCACGGAGAGGAACGUAUAG
Microdochium trichocladiopsis is the source of this 1509-nucleotide messenger RNA. Its product is annotated as cytochrome P450. Gene Ontology annotation, molecular function: iron ion binding; heme binding; oxidoreductase activity, acting on paired donors, with incorporation or reduction of molecular oxygen. The transcript has 5 exons. Lineage: Eukaryota; Fungi; Ascomycota; Sordariomycetes; Xylariales; Microdochiaceae. The coding region runs from base 1 to 1509 and encodes 502 amino acids. The record is from RefSeq and is a predicted model, not a curated record.